Molecule: messenger RNA, 1179 nt
Organism: Verruconis gallopava
Lineage: Eukaryota; Fungi; Ascomycota; Dothideomycetes; Venturiales; Sympoventuriaceae
Exons: 2
Coding region: 398-880 (160 amino acids)
Molecular function (GO): fatty acyl-CoA hydrolase activity
Source: RefSeq, a predicted model, not a curated record
CUCUUCGAUGGAAAGAAUCUCUACUGGCGUAGAGAGCAGGUAAUUUUCCAUGUUUUUCACAGCAUGUGAAUUGCCGUCAAGGCACAAGGCGAAGUCGGCUCUCGGUUCGCGUGCACCCAAUCAUGACGAUAAGACGGACAGGAACCGCAGCACGAACAGAUGCUUCGUCACCUGCGAGAGAAGCUUCUGCUUCUUGGCGUGGGACCUUGCUAAUGUGCGUUCGUUCGAACGCAUUCUUGGUGUCGAGAUCGAAGCGAUACAAGGAGCUUGCUUGCCGAUAUCGGGCUAAGCGGAUUGGACUUGAAAACUGUGUGUAGAAACCAACGGAACGACAGACAGCCAGACCACUGGGAUUCUAGUUCGAGAUAUUCAGGUGUCGCCCCGAAAAGCCCAAGCCAUGGGGGAAGCAGCAGAGCAGUUGCCCGACAAUGACGACAUACUCUCCAUGGUUCAAGAGCGGUGGUCCCGCCAGUCCAACGCCUCGGCCAUCUACCGCUUCCUGCUCGCGCCCGUAACCAUCGUCUCCGCCUCGAAUGGCGUGGUCGUCGGCCGUCUGACCCUGACCAAGGAUCACAUCAAUUCAAAAGGUGGGCUGCACGGCUCCGUGUCCGCCACGAUCGUCGACGCCUUCGGCGGCCUGGCCAUCUCCAGCACGGACGGGCGGGAAAAGACCGGGCCGAGCGUGGACAUCAACGUCAGCUAUCUGGGCAUGGCGGGCGAGGGCGACGUCAUUGAGAUCGAGGGCAGGGCGGAGAAGGUGGGCGGCAGCUUGGGGUUCACGGAGGUGAGGAUCAGCAAGGUUAUCGAAGGCGGUGCGAAGCAGCUUAUCGUGCUCGGGAGGCACACAAAGUACGUACGAGGGACCGGUCCGCCAAGAUGAAAAGUUUCUUGUUGAGCACCGUUUGUUUUCGGCUCGGUACCAAACGCAGUGUGCGGUUCGACUUUUUCGGCAGAAUCGUCCGGGCUCGACUAGUUGAUUUCGAAAGAUGGGUGGUUAGAAGGCAGUGGCGACACAAAAUGUAGAGCACACGUCAAUGACGAAGGUCAACAGAACAAGAUAGUAUCAAAGACUGAUUGUUGGUAUCACACAUACAUGUCUCUAUAGCUCUUUCAACCUUGAGAUGCCAUCAUACUCUUUCACGAGUACAUAUCUCCAGAAACAGGAAAAGAAAACUCAAA